AGUACUACUAGACUUUGAACUGGAAUAAAAAUGCCUGAUUUUGAAUCCAUGAGCGAUGGAGAACUCCCAAGUUGCAUCAAAUUGGAGAGCACUGACGUGUACAAUAUGUAAACAAACCUAUCGACAUUAGUCUCUGUACUAAUACCAACUUGUACAUUAGUACCAGUGGCAGUGUGGCACACUAGCAGACUAGCAGCUACCAUCAGAUUGUUCAUUCAUUACUCAUUAAGUCAUUAGACCUGUUUGUACUAGUAGCACGCAGAAUCGUCCAAUAUAAGAAUGCAUGCCACCCAUUUUUGUAAUGACUGUAAGCUUCACAAACGACAAUGUCGUCCGUCCUUUGAUGCCAUGGCAAUUCUUGCCGGAUGCAUGAAAACAGCAUCAACAGGCUGAAAGACUAUACUGUGUUCGAAGGUCAGUGGUGAAUGUGGCAUUGGAUUCGUUCUCAUUCCUUUUUUUUCCCCAUUUCUUUUGGCAGAACUGGCAUCAGAUUCACCCAGGUGAAAGAUUACUAUGGACCGCAUAAAGAGAUACAAAUCUCCCCAACCUUCUUCAUUCGUUUAUUAAAGGGAAAUAUUCAUUUUCAAUCUUUCACUUGCACAUUCUAGCUAUGAAAUUGGGUAUCAGGCACCCUCCAAAUAUGGAAAACCACACAAAAUUGGCAUUCUAGCUGGUUUUCAAAGUUGGUUUGCUAUUUUUCCAAAAUAAUAAAAUAUUCGUUUCAUCUCUAAAAUUACAAAAGUAUGUUAUAUUAAAUAGAAAAAAGUGAAAGCCCAUUUGUUUCUAAAAAUGUGAAACAUCAUUAGCCUUUGAACCCUUGACCCUUUCAUCAUUUAGAAAUAUAGAUUUCAUUACCGUGACUUGAGUCUUGGCUUGCCGUCGGUAAGAUCCAUGAUCCACAAUUCGAACACGACCGAGAAGCAUGAAGCACGGGGAGCGCGUAGGAUCAUGCAGACGACCGCGACCGAGAGCCACACAAACGGAGAAGCCACCUGUCGCGCACUUGGCCCGUACAUGAGGCACGUGCAAACUUGAAUAUUGUUGCCCGGCGCUGGGUCCGGUAGCGCAGCGAAAAGUGGCAGCUAGCCGGCCCGGUCCUGCCAAGGCAGAAGCAGCGAAUCCAGUUGGCACUACUAGCGAAGAAAGCAACGGUUCGCAGAUCAGAUGGUACGGUGGUGACCGAGAGGCGAGAGCAAUGUAACACAACACCUACGGCCUUCCACACGACAGACGCUCGCGCUGUUGUUCGUGUGCGCCAGCACGCGCCCGGCAGGCACCGAGCAGCUGCUCGCCACUGUGUAGCGAGCGAUCGAGCGAGGAUGGUGGCCAAGAAGCCGCGGGUCGUCGUAGUGGGCGCGGGCGUGGCCGGCCUCACGGCGGCGCACCGGCUGUGCGCCGGAGGCGGGGACAGGUUCGAGGUGACGGUCGUGGAGGCCGGCGCCCGCGCGGGCGGGCGGGUGCUCACGUCCGAGUUCGCGGGCCACCGCGUCGAGAUGGGCGCCACGUGGAUUCAGGGCAUCGACGGGAGCCCCGUGUACGCGCUCGCGCGCGACGCCGGCGCGCUCGCCUGCGACAGGGACGCUCCCCCGUACGAGCGCAUGGACGGGUCCCCCGACCGCGUGCUCACGGUCGCCGAGGGCGGCGAGGUGGUCGACGCGGACCGCGUGGCCAGGCCGGUCGAGGAGCUGUACAGGGGCAUGAUGGAGGCCGCGCGCGCCGGCGAGUCCAGCGGCGGAGGGAGUGUCGAGGAGUACCUGAGGCGCGGCCUCCGAGCGUACCAGGCGGCGCGCCAGGGCGGCAAGGAGCUGGAGGGGAUCGAGGACGCGCUGCUCGCCAUGCACAUCAACCGGGAGCGGACGGACACCUCCGCCGACGAGCUCGGGGACCUCGACCUCGCCGCGGAGGGCGAGUACCGGGACUUCCCAGGCGAGCACGUCACGAUCCCCGGCGGGUACUCUCGCGUCGUCGACCGCCUCGUCGCGGCACUCCCGCCGGGCACCGUCCGCCUCGGCCUCCGCCUCCGCCGCCUCGACUGGAGCGACACCCCCGUGCGCCUUCACUUCGCCGAGGAUGGCGCGACGACGGCGAUCACCGCCGACCACGUCAUCCUCACGGUGUCGCUGGGCGUCCUCAAGGCGAGCAUCGGCAAGGACGCCCACGCCGCGGGCGGGGUCGCCUUCGACCCACCGCUCCCGCAGUUCAAGCGCGACGCCGUCGCGAGGCUCGGCUUCGGCGUCGUGAACAAGCUGUUCAUGGAGCUGGAGGCCGUGCCAGCGGCGAAACCGGAAGGCGACGGAGGUGGCGGCGGCGGCGGCGGCAGCGAACACCCGCUAGCCAUGUCUGCGCCACCGGAGUUCCCGUUCCUACACAUGGCGUUCCGGGGGCACGUAUCGGAGAUCCCGUGGUGGAUGCGCGGCACCGAGUCGAUCUGCCCCGUCCACGGGGGCUCCAGCGUCGCGCUGGCGUGGUUCGCCGGGCGGGAGGCCGAGUACCUCGAGUCGCUCCCCGACGACGAGGUCAUCCGCGGGGUCCAGGCCACGAUGGACUCCUUCCUCCCGGCCCCGGACCCGCGCGACGGGGCCAAGGCGACGUCACGGUGGAGGGUGAAGCGGAUCAAGAGGAGCGGGUGGGCAACGGACCCGCUCUUCCUGGGGUCCUACAGCUACGUGGCCGUCGGGUCCAGCGGCGAGGACCUCGAACGGAUGGCCGAGCCGCUGCCACGCGGGUCGAACGUUGGCGGUGCGCCGCCGCUUCGCGUCCUGUUCGCCGGCGAGGCGACGCACCGGACGCACUACUCGACGACGCACGCCGCGUACCUGAGCGGUGUGAGGGAGGCCGAGCGGCUGCUGCAGCACUACGGAAAUUAGGUUGCGGACUUGCAGGUGCAUUCGCAUAAUCGCAUUGCACUGAUGAGUCAAGGCGACGCGUCAUAUCCUAGGGAAUUUUGCUCUGUUUUUCUGCCGUUGCUUUGCUUCAGCUCUAAUGGCCUCUCUAGUAUGCUUUUUCGCGUGAUUCACGUGGCAUGGUAGUAGGCUACGCUAGCCAUGUAUCCUUGCUCUGUGCUAGACUGCUAGGGUAUAUGCGUUUAUAUUUUGUGCUAUUCUGGAAGUACAUGAACCGACCAAAACAUGCCUCUUAUUGUGAGGCUAUUUCUUUCAAAAAAAUCAAUGAAUCUCAAGCAUGAAUCAAAUAUA
Messenger RNA from Sorghum bicolor (sorghum), 3194 nucleotides. Its product is annotated as probable polyamine oxidase 5. Gene Ontology annotation, molecular function: polyamine oxidase activity. The transcript has a single exon. NCBI's taxonomy places the organism in Eukaryota, Viridiplantae, Streptophyta, Magnoliopsida, Poales, Poaceae. Bases 1320 to 2867 code for a protein of 515 amino acids. The record is from RefSeq and is a predicted model, not a curated record.